Molecule: messenger RNA, 1270 nt
Organism: Camelina sativa (false flax)
Lineage: Eukaryota; Viridiplantae; Streptophyta; Magnoliopsida; Brassicales; Brassicaceae
Product: 11-beta-hydroxysteroid dehydrogenase-like 6
Cellular component (GO): cytosol
Molecular function (GO): oxidoreductase activity
Source: RefSeq, a predicted model, not a curated record
GCUUGUAGGAUUGCCACAUUGCCAUGAGAGCUUCCAGCAGAAUAAAGAAGAGAAAAAAAGAGGUAGAACAGUAAAGACCAUAGUGAAGCAAAGUCCUCCAUGCAUGGAUCCAAUUAACAAGAUCAUCAACUUCUUGUUUCCUCUUUUAACCUUGUAUGCACUUCUCGUCUUCUACCCAACUUACCAAAGGCUCAAAUCCGUUGUCUCCAUCUGCCGGAAUCUGUUCCCGGAAAAUGUCGCCGGAAAAGUUGUUGUCAUCACCGGAGCAGCUUCUGGCAUCGGCGAGGCUCUAGCGUAUGAGUAUGGGAAGAGAGGAGCGUAUUUAGCACUAGUUGACAUAAGAGGAGAUCCUCUCUUCCAUGUCGCGGCUCUAGCUGAGCUCUAUGGCUCCCCUGAAGUUAUGCCCUUAGUCGCGGAUGUUUCCAAACUAGAAGAUUGUGAGCGUUUUAUCCGAGCCACGGUUCUUCAUUUUGGCCGAUUGGAUCAUCUAGUGACGAAUGCUGGAGUUGCUCCACUCUAUUUGUUUGAAGACAUCGAUGAUCUCUCUAAGGCUUCGCCGGCUAUGGACAUAAACUUCUGGGGAUCUGUGUAUUGUACAUUCUAUGCGUCUCCAUACCUAAAGAAGUCCAGAGGAAGGAUUGUCGCGAUUGCUUCUGGAUGUGGUUACAUUGCGUCACCUAGAUUGAGCUUUUAUUGUGCAAGUAAAGCCGCUCUGAUCGCCUUUUACGAAACACUAAGAACAGAGUUUGGAUCAGAGAUAGGUAUUACAAUAGUAGCACCAGGGGUCGUUGACUCGGAAUUGAGCCGAGGCAAGUUCAUGACAAAGGAUGGCAACCUCGUUGUGGAUAAAGAGCUAAGAGAUGUGCAAGUAAGCGUAUUGCCAGUGGAAUCAGCAGAGAGGUGUGCGAAGGCGAUAAUGAAGAGUGUGUGUAGAGGAGAUAGGUACUUGUUGGAACCCAGCUGGAUCGGUUGUGUAAUAUUGUGGAAGGUGUUUUGUUCAGAAGUAACAGAGUCCAUAGCCCGUUGGCUGCUGAUGGCCGGACCAACAUUGCCAGUGACGGAAGCUCCUACCAAGAAGAUCCUUGAUGUAGCCAAUGCCUUUAGAUCCUUCUUCUCUUUACCGCAUUACUAAUUAGUUAUAUCGAUAUUUUAGUCCUUUUCUUGUGUUGUUUUCAUUUAAACCAAAACAAGAUGACUACGGACUCUCGAUAGAUUGGCCAAAUUGAAAAUGACUCAUAUGACAUAUCCUGUUUUAAUUAGUUACACUUAA